This is a messenger RNA of Alexandromys fortis (reed vole), 4507 nucleotides long. It is a transcript of the gene Fbxo48, whose product is annotated as F-box protein 48. The coding region runs from base 474 to 890 and encodes 138 amino acids. Gene Ontology annotation, cellular component: SCF ubiquitin ligase complex. Lineage: Eukaryota; Metazoa; Chordata; Mammalia; Rodentia; Cricetidae. Gene Ontology annotation, biological process: SCF-dependent proteasomal ubiquitin-dependent protein catabolic process. The record is from RefSeq and is a predicted model, not a curated record. The transcript has 2 exons. Gene Ontology annotation, molecular function: protein binding.
AUAUUUGAAGUCGUCCUUAAAGUAGCCAUUAUUACAAAACUCAGUAAAUACAUAAUGCGGAGAAUCAUUUCCUGUUUUUAAAGAUAAGGCUUCCCGGGAGUAGUAAGAAACAGAAUAUGUCGAAGUAACCAUAUUUCCUAAAAAACGUUCAAACAGAAGGGAGCGUGUUUAUUGUCUCCCACGUACAAUUUAAGUGUGCAGUCACUGGUUUUCUUCACGCCACCUUUCCAGCUUCACGGAAUACGGGAGAAACACAAGCAGUGUGUUUCUCGCAGACCGAGAAGCUGAAGUCAAGAAAUAGGAAGUUCUUUAAAUCUCACAACUUCCUGACUCAGGAUGUGUGGUUUGAUCUGAAAAGACUGAGUGCAUUUAAACUUUGCCCUGUAGGUUACCUAUGAAGACAGUUGACUAAAAUAUCAAACUAUGAAGGAAACGUCCCCCAAGAACAGUCAUCUGACAGUUCCGAGUCCAGAAUGGAUGCCGCCAACGCUCAACAGGCAAGAACAGCAAGUCAUAGUAGUUUUGUUGACCUGCUGCCUCCGGAAGUCACUUGUAAAAUCUUCAGCCAGUUAGACAUUCAGAGUCUGUGCAGAGCUUCCGAGACGUGCCAGAGUUGGAAUCACACGAUAAUAAACAAUGAUGCCUUGUGGAAGCCUCACUGCUUGACCGAGAGAGCUGUGUGCCCGAGAGAAAUCAACGGUGACAUUGAACACAAUUACACCUGGCGGGAGAUAAUCAAAAGAAAUUACCAGAAGAGUAAAGUGAAACACGCGUGGCUCAGUGGAAGAUACAGCAACAUACGUUCUCCUCUGAACCUGCCGAAAAGAUUCAUGUACCCGAUGGACGCAGAUACAUGGGGAGAAAUUCUAGAUGCAGAACUGAAAAGAUAAGUUGAAGAAUCUCAGUAGACCUCGUGGCUUUGAUCGCACCUAACUAAAAUGACUCGAACUUCAAGAGACUUUUUAAAAUCUGAUAAUGUUCUUCUCAGUUUUUAAAAAAAAAAUCUAGCAUUUAAAAAAAAACUGAGUUGACCAUGAAGCUUUGUUUGUAUUUUGCACUUUAGCUAAAGUUUUUUAGGUUUUAUGCAGUGAUAAAUCUUGAAAUGUUAUUUUUAUAAAAAAAUAGCAUGAUAGAAUGAUUUUGAAAUGUGCUGUUUCAUGUAUUUGUGUUAGACUGUUGUAUUACUUUAAGUGAUAGAAUUGACUGUUAUUUUCUAUUUAAUCCUUCAAGAAUUCAGAAAACCUGAAGAAACUUACUUAAAGAUUCAUUAUAAAUCAGUAUAGAUAUAGACUUGUCUGACUUAUAUCAAGUGAGAGUAGUUGCAAUAUAUGUAGAUUAGUAAUAAUAACUCUAUGGUAACAGUUUUCAAUUCAGUGGAACAGACUGAAUUGUCAAAUAAUGAAAGCUAAUUUAAAAUGUGUUGAACCUAAGGUUUAUUUAAACUUGAGAUGAAACUCAAAUUAAGCUUUAUGUUAUUUUUCUACAAACCUAAAAUUGGUUUCAGAAACUGAGACUGUGUUUGGAAAGCUGCAGAACACUUAAGGACCAUUAGAACCACCAAAGGUGGUCUACCUUAGUCAACUACAUCCGACAUCCUGGUCGCGCCACCUAGUGGACUCCUAGAUGUUUGACCUUUCUUUUUUUUUUAUUUAUUAAAGAUUUCUGUCUGUUCCCCGCCACCGCCUCCCAUUUCCCUCCCCCUCCCCCAGUCAAGUCCCCCACCCUCGUCAGCCCAAAGAGCAAUCAGGGUUCCCUGCCCUGUGGGAAGUCCAAGAACCACCCACCUCCAUCCUGGUCUAGUAAGGUGAGCAUCCAAACUGCCUAGGCUCCCCCAAAGCCAGCAUGUGCAGUAGGAUCAAAAACCUACCAUUGUUCUUGAGGUCUCAGUAGUCCUCCUUGUCCGCUAUGUUCAGCGAGUCCGGCAUGUCUUUUCCGAGCCCUAUUUGAUCUUGUUAAAGUGUAUCUUUGCAAGAAGGGGCCUUUUUUCAACUUUGUUUCUCUUUUUUAAUAAAAGGAGAAUGUGUAGCAGCAUUUCCUCUAACAGGUUGUAACACUUGAAUCUGUGAGCCAUAGUAAAAUGUGUCUACCGAUAUCAUCAGGUGCAUGGAGUUUUCUAUAGUUAUUAUGCUUUAACUUUCUGUUGCUGUUGUUUCUACCUGCUAGGACUAGACUGAUUUAGUCCUGUUCUCGAUGCACUAUUUGAAUGUGUGAAGACAGCCGGCCUGUCUCUUCCUACUGUCUUCUCCCCCUCUUUCUGAGAGCCACAUGCCAUGCUUCGUAGGCCAAGCAGCACAGUCUGCUGCUCAUGCCUCUUAACAAAUGUGUGACUGGGGAGGAAGAUAGCCUGCUGAUUUCCCUUAGGAAGGGAUAAUGGAAAAGCACUUUGAAAUCUUGAGACCCCUGGAAGGGAAUCAGUAAAGCACUUACGGCAUGCCGGCUGCAUGUAUAUGAAGGUAUUGUGGGUCGUGUCCUGUGACGAGCCUUCUGCCUUUCGCAUUUCUGCUAGGAAAGAAUGGCCCAACCAGGAGGAAUCGUCCUCCUCACUCACGGCGCCCUCUCUGUCAGCCUCCGUGUUGAGGCUCAGAGUGGAACGUGACUGAAACUGCCUCUUUCUUAAGCUGGAAGACAGAAGGGAUGGCACCGUUUCCUACCACACAGAGAAGCGGGCCCUCAGUCAGAGAGCACCCAGCCAGCAGAAACAAAGGAAGCGGGAGAGAGGGUGAUGGUAACAGCUGACUCAGUCCGUACCCAUGUCUAAAGAGCGUAAAUUGCACUAGAAACCCUGUCCUACCAUAGGGCUUUCUUACUGUUGGACAAGUGUGUGACACUUGUGGUUUACCUUAGUGUCUUAGUUUUGCACUCGGAACCCUACCUGCGGGGCGCCCUUUGCCUAUUUUUCAAGGAUGUGAUCCUUGUGGUUUCGUUAACAUCUUUGUUUUAGAGAUCUCCGCCCUUGCUUUGACUCCUUCCUUAGUCCUACUGAUUUUGUGUCCCAAAGGCAAUCCCUUGCCUCAGAUGUCCCCAGCAUUCAUUUCUUUCUCCACCUUCUAUAACUUGUUCUUCCCACAAAAAGUUGAAACUGCUGCUAAGAUACAAGUAAAUUACUUCCUAAUGUGUUUGAUACGUGUUUGUCCUUGAUUUAUCUGGCACUCAGUUCUUGCCGUUCUUGGGCUGGAGGCAAGCAUCUCGUUUCUCUUCACACACCUCGUUUCCUUUGGAGACCCACCGUCCUAAAAGAUGCUGCUGUUCGCGGAGGUCAGACUGUUGUCCUCUUCUUCACUCUGAACAGCUACUCCCCAUCCUCACUGCUAUUGUUGGCACUUCUGGUGCCUGGAUUCCUGACUCCACGUCACACUUGCCCAGGCUCUUCCAGACGCGCCUGUGCCAACCUGUUGGCAUCGCAGCUGAGUCGCUAAUACUGGAGCCAGAGCUCAUUAAAGCAGCAGAUCAGUUACUCCUUUGGCCCCUGCCCUGGAGCGUGGCCAGGGUUUUAGGUAGUUCACCCCGUUUCUGCUUCCCUCAUCCUGUGACCAUCCAGCCAAAGAUCAGCUCUUCCUGCUUUAGUUGUCUGAAUAUCGGAGCAGCCCAGCUCAGUCUUUUCUCUCUCUCAUACUUCUUACCCUUAUUUGAAGCUGGCACGGCUAAGACACCCUGCUGUACUCCUUCCUCUCACUGCUGAUAGAUCAGUCUUCCUAAGAGCCCUCAGACUACCGCGUCACCUCUAACUUGGGUCAUUUGCUACAUUCAGGUAGAGAAUGGCUCUAAAAAGGGAGGCCCUUAACCCCUUAACAACGCCUGGCCUAGCCCUGUAGCCUUUGCUCAUAUAGUUCUCCAUUCUGUGUCUUUCAGUUCAAUCAGACCGAAUAGCAUCUGCAGCUGCCCGGCCAUGCUUGCUCCCUUAUGUGUGCCCCACCCUACAGGUCAUGUGAUAGACACACUUACAGGGUUGUCCUUCCACCACCGUUAGCUCUUGACUUGGCAGAGUCUUUCACCUCUAGCCCACCCCUACCUGCAUUGUUCUGGAUUAAAUUAUUCUUCUAAAGUUCAUAUAUAUUUUUCUUUAUGACAUUCUCCUCAAAAGCUAUUACACUAUGUUGAGUUGUCUGUCUACCUGCCCCUAUGGAUUGUGAAUUUCUUAGUGACAGGAACUAUAUUUUAAUUUACUAAAGUUUUUUAGUAACAGCUGGGCAGUGGUGACACACGUCCCAGCACUCGGGAGCCAGAGGCAGGUGGAUCUCUCUGAGUUUGAGGUCAGCCUGGUCUACAAGAGUUCGAGGACAGGCUCCAAAGCUACAGAGAAACCCUGUCUUGAAAAACAAAACAAAACAAAAAAUCUUAGUAACUUAUAUCAUAUUCAGAAUGUAAAAAAAUGUAUUAUUGUGAUAAUAUAAAAUGUUUUAUUUUAGCAGCAAAUUGUGAUAAGACUGUAUUAAAAUGCAAAAUGUAUUUGUGCAAUGUAUAAGCUACUUAUGUUAAUGUUAAAUUAUACAUGAUUGUUUAGUCAUCA